This is a messenger RNA of Staurois parvus, 402 nucleotides long. Lineage: Eukaryota; Metazoa; Chordata; Amphibia; Anura; Ranidae. The record is from the annotation of a GenBank genome assembly.
AUGUAGAUUGCUUCUACAAACAUUUGUGAAAGACUGUGCAAUAAGUCCAUCCGUGACAUUUCUUGACUACUAAAUAUUCCACUCUCAACUGUUAGUGGGAUUAUAACAAAGUGGAAGCAACUGGGAACAGCAACUCAGCCACCAAGUGGUAGGGCACGUCACAUGACAGAGUGGGGUCAGCGCAUGCUGAAGCGCACAGUGCGCAAAAGUCACCAACUGUCUGCAGAGUCAAUAGCUAAAUGCCUCCAAACUUCAUGUGGCCUUCAGAUUAGCACAACAGUACAUGGAGAGCUUCAUAGAAUGGGUUUCCAUGGCAGAGCAGCUGCAUCCAAGCCUUACAUCACCAAGUGCAAUGCAAAGCGUUGGAUGCCAUGCUAUAAAGCACACUGCCACUGGACUCUA